Messenger RNA from Eublepharis macularius, 2353 nucleotides. It is a transcript of the gene LDLRAD2, whose product is annotated as low density lipoprotein receptor class A domain containing 2. The record is from RefSeq and is a predicted model, not a curated record. Bases 443 to 1606 code for a protein of 387 amino acids. The transcript is spliced from 5 exons. Lineage: Eukaryota; Metazoa; Chordata; Lepidosauria; Squamata; Eublepharidae. Gene Ontology annotation, molecular function: protein binding.
GGGGAGAAUUCAGGCUCGAUUUGAUCUAGUACCCACUUGUUUGUUUUUUUGGCUGCCCGUGGUACCUGCAGAUUCCCGGGUGGAGGGUAUUUCUUCACAGCAUGUGACUGCUCAGAAAGCCCGCGUGGAAUUGGCCUAGUGUGAGGCCGGACGACCCGCACUUCUUUCCUUGGCUGGUCUGAUCUCUUAGACGGAUCUUGUGUUGUUCCAUCAACUGCUCUCCUUUCCAUGGCAACGUAGCCACACAAACAGUCACAAAAGAUAAAAUGAAAAACAGGACAAAAGUUAAGCUGUAGGACUAUUGUGCUCAUGGGUUUGGGUUUUUUUUUAAAUACCAGGAUGGGAGCUUUUGCAAUAAUCUUGCCACCCUCUUCUUUUGUUCCCUUGCCAAGGCCUUGCAGGCAUAAUCUCCUGUUUGAUUUGCUCGCUGGGAGCUGUGAGGAUGUUUACUCCUGCUUCUUGCAGCUGUUGCCAUUUCAGACAGUUCUGUUUCUUCUUUGGCGGCAGUUUGGGGCACAGCGCUCCCAUACACACUGAUGCAAAGAUGAGGGGAGCUUUGCAGAGGUGGGCAAAAUGCCUGCUUCUCUUGAACACAGCAACCGUUGCGGCCUCAGCCAUGCAAACAGUGAGCUUGGUAGACUUUUGUGGCCAGACUCUCCAAGGGGACGGGAUGGUGCUGACUUCCCACCGAGAUUCCCGGCGUUACUACUUUGUGGUCACUGGCACUGACUGUGAGGUCACGCUGCAGGCUGCCUCCCCACAAGACAAAGUGCAGUUCCAGUUCCGCUUCUUCCUGGUGUACAGCCCGGGGCCUGUGCAAUCCAGCACUCCACUCAGCACCCACAAAGAGCAUCUCCUCCUUGGUCCGCCCAAGCCCAGAAGGGAGCAGGAGACCCUGGGCCUCUGUACUGCAGGUUCCUAUGUGCAACUGUACGACGGCAAGGGCCACACCACCCGGCCCCUGGGGGCUCCACUUUGCGGGAAGAACAUCCCCAGGCCCACUGUGUCUACCGGCAGCUUCCUGACCUUGCGGCUUGUGACCCGUGGCCAGCAACCCCGUGUGGACUUCGUGGGCGACUUCACCUCCCUCCGAACCGGGCUCAAUGCUUCAGCCUGCAGUGCAGAAAUGUACUUUCCCUGUCGCAACGGCAAGUGCAUCCCCCACAGCUUGGUGUGUGAUAGCAGCAAUGUUGAUAACUGCGGCGAUGGCACAGACCAAGGUGUCCAGCCCCCAGCUCAGUGCAAAGGCUCUCCCGCGCGUCCAUCCCCCCUGCCUGCCAAGUCCUCUGCUGCAGUUGGUGCUCUGCCAAGUCAGGUCACCUGUGCAGGACCCAAGGAGAGCCCGCCGUCCCCUCCAGGCGAUGCCGCCAGGGACCAAGCAGACAAGCACGGGCCUCUCUUUGCCUCACUGGCUGCCAUCGGAGGGGUCGCCCUGCUGUAUUGGUGCUGCUGGAACCCAGGCUUCUUCCUGUGGAGGGUCAGUGCUUGCAGGUUCCUGCCUGGCUGCAACGCCAUCUGUGCUGCUUGUCACCUUUGCGCUCAGAGCUGUGCCCGCCGGAAGCCCCCCCAAGUGACUCCAGGGGCCAGUGCUGGACCACCUGUGUGACAUUGGCCCUUGAGGCAGAGACGCGAUGGAGCUGAGCAGCCAGCCAGCUGCGGCAUCUGCGAUCGAGCUGCUCUCCAGCAAUCCAAGAGGGCAGGAAAAUGCCACGCCAGGCCCUGGCUCCCAGGCCUACUCCUCCCCUGCAAGAAACCUGAGGCAAGGAAGCAGCUUGCAGCAUGGCAAAGUGCUUAGGGUGCUGGCCCAGAAGCAAAUCCUACUCAAAUGGAGCUUGCUCGGUGACUUUGGGCCGGUCGUGCCACCUCUCAUGGUUGGUGUGAGGCUAGACUAGCGGGUAAGGGAGAACUGGAUCUGCCUCGGAUUCCCGAAGGAGGGGCAGGAGAGAAGUGUGAUAGAUAAAAGAAAAAGUGAGCCCCCCUCGCUGGAGAGGAAGUGGGUGGGGCUUCCUGCAAACGGAAGGGGCUCAGGGUGGUCUCCAGGCCCCAUCAGCCUGCGGGCCGCAGAGUCCCACCUUGACGGCAGUCGCACGAGACACUCCCUGCGACCCCUCCUCUUCCCCACGAGUGGAAAGCUGGUCACCGGAGAAGCACGUGGCCGGCCGGGGAGCGUACUGCUUGCCCUCCUCCUCGCUGUGCCGUUGACCCCAGAGCUGGCAGCAACUGCUCCAGCCCGGCCUUUCUCCCCCGCCCUCCUCGUCUCCUGGGUUCACCACUUUCCCCAGGGCCAACUGGUGCAACAGUCUCUUAGCUGAGAGCUGUCCAACAGAAGCAACAGACUUUCGGGGUUCAGCAC